AUGGCCAUCGAAGGUCCCAGGGAGGUUUUUGCCGACGGCUCCAGAAAGAUGGCGCUGACGUGUAAAGUGGACGACGUCAACCCCGACCCUGAGAUCACGUGGUCAGGCGUGACGUGUGAGGAGAGUGCUGCCCCUGGCCAGUGUGUCUUCGUGCCACACCCUGCCGCAGACGGUAAAACUGUUGUCAGCUGCACCGCCACCAACGUCCACAACAACGACGUCGCUUGUCAUCCAUCUCAACGUGACACUGCAUCUGGUGCAUUUCAGAUGGAAUUCACAUUCACAAAGAGGAAUAAGCGAAAGCUGUUGCACGAAGGCUACGCCUAUGUCAUGGACCGCACCAAAGCCGACAACGUCACAAUUUUCUGGCGAUGCGAAAACCGAGGAGAGUGCAAAGGAAGGUUAAAGACAGUAAACGACGUUCUGGAAGGCCGUCCAUCCACCCAUUGCCAUCCGCCAAGUGUAGCCUGUUGCCUGGCUUUGAAAACGGUUGGUGAUAUAAAACAGCGCGCAAAGCAGUCUGAAGAAGCCACAAGUUGGAUAAUCAACAACUGCACAGCAGAAUUUCCACUCGCCGCCGCAGGUUCUCUUCCAAAAAAGGAGACUUUGGCAAGGAUGAUCCGAAGGAUACGGAAAGCUCCAGACAGCGACAUCAUCAGCGAGGAGCUGAAGCUUACAACGAGAGGAGAACAAUUUUUAGCGUUUCAAACGGACGAUAUCGUUAUUCUAACCACUCCAUCCAAUCGUGACGUUUUAGCACGUGACGCCCACUGGUUUUGUGAUGGAACAUUGGACAGCGCUCCGUUAGCAACACAACUUUACACCAUCCAUGUUCUUGUUGAGGAUUCUCUCACUCUGCCUCUUGUUUACUGUUUGACAAACAACAAAAACAGGGCCACAUACGACGCGAUCUUUACUUACCUGAACGGCCAGAGAGGUCUCAACCCAGAGACCAUCACAAUAGAUUUUGAACGAGCAGCAGUAAACAGCAUCAGUGAACACUUCCCAACCACAGCCAUGCAAGGGUGUUUUUUUCACUUUGGCCAAUGUCUUUGGAGAAACCUCCAGUCGCUUGGACUACAAGAUUGGUACUUGGAGCCAGAGAACUCUCUUCUCAUCAAGACCAUCCAGGCCUUGGCUUUCGUGCCUCCUGACGACGUCAUCGAGGCGUUUCAACAGCUCAUGGAUUCGCUGGAUGCCGACACUGACGAGACGCUUUCAGACUUCCUCGCCUACUGUGAAAGUACAUGUACAUGGCUGGGCAAUGUGCAGCGAGGACGCCGUCGACGCCUGUGGAACGUCUACAAUCGUGUGGGAGACAACCUGCCCACAACUAAUAACUCGGUCGAAGGCUGGCACCGUGCAUUUGAUAAGCGAAUGUCUGUCACGCACCCAACACUUGGCAGGCUUGUCAGCAAGUUACGCAAGGAGCAGACAAUCACCGAGCUUAUGAUGGAACAGCUUGCCAUGGGCGUCAUGAUGCGAAAAAACAAGCAGUACGAAAAAGUCAACACACGACUGCAAGCGCUUGUUGCAAUGUACGCACAGGAGGAUGUUUGA
Molecule: messenger RNA, 1560 nt
Organism: Pomacea canaliculata
Lineage: Eukaryota; Metazoa; Mollusca; Gastropoda; Architaenioglossa; Ampullariidae
Exons: 2
Coding region: 1-1560 (519 amino acids)
Source: RefSeq, a predicted model, not a curated record